CAGAGCAGGACCCCCCCUCCUCCACGGGCACCAGGACCCCCUCCUCUACGGGCACCAGGACCCCCUCCUCCACGGGCCGACAACCCACGUUUUGUGAAGAUGAAGAUUGAUACCAGCCUGACUAUGCCCCAGCUCCCUGAGGCUCUGUCCCAGGCGGGCCUCCAGUUCACCGUGGCCACUGAGGAUGACUUUGAUGACAUCAUGGCUAUGAGCCAGGACAUCUAUGGAGGCCUGGACUACCUGCCCACUAGGUACACCAGCUGGCUGCAGGAGACCAACCGUACCGUCAUACUGGCACGCAAACAUGGGAAAGUGAUCGCUCUGGAGUCGGUGUGCGUGAUUGAUGAUGGGGAGACCAUGCUGGUUGAGGGUCUUCGCGUGGCCCCUCAGGAGAGAGGAAAAGGUGUGGCAGGAGUUCUGCUGCGUUUCUGCUCUGAGCUGGUUAAACUGAAGUACCCCGAAGUCAAAGUGACCCGUUUGACCCGUGAUGAUCAGCUGGGGCCAAAGGACUUCCAGAAGUACCGCAUCAUAACCAAGCAGGGUAUUCUGCUGGUGCGUUUUAAAGCAGAAGAUCUUAAACUUCGUCUGUCCGAGCUGGACAUUGGUGGAGACAUUCAGUCACCUCUGUCUUCGUCCGUUGCUACACCUGUGCGUCUGGACCAAACAACAAUCCACCGUCUGUAUCUAACCACUGACCUGAUGAACGGCGUCCUCCCUAACUCCACCAUCAUCCAAGACUGGCAGCCGUUCAAACCUCUGCCCAGUAACAUGGCCAUUCUGCUGAAGAAAGAGAUCGACUGGAUGGUGGAUGACGUGUCGAACCCCAGCGUGGCAAGCCUCUGCACCUUCCCUUUCAGGGUGCCCAUUGGAGAUGAUUGGUACUACCUGAACAUUGACAUGUUCGGUAAGGACCUGGCUCUGGCUCAGCAGCAGUUCUUGUGCCACCUGCAGCGCCAUACCGCCACCCUGAAGGGUCACGUGAUGUGCCAGAUGUUCCUGGACCCGCCCCUCUGGAAGCCCAUGGUCGAUUUCUGCAACAACACGUUGAAUGUGGAGCUGGUGAAGGAGUACACGGAGCAGUGCGUGGUGGAGGCCGACGUGGUGUAGUGACAGCAGACGGACGGACGAGAGCCAGGGCGAGAUGAAGGAGUCAGUAUGAAGACUAAAGGGUCUACACAACCACGAACGGACACCAAAUACACAACAGAAACAACACAACCAUGUGUACGGAGGAAUCAAACCAUGCAAACAACACAUAGGCCUGACCAAACCAAUCAGCUCUGAGAAUAAACCCAGGGGGUGGACGAUCAGUCAUCAGCACAACAUGAACAAAACAUCACCACGAACAAGAUAGAAACAUUCAGAGGGUUAAACAGGUGGUUAUGAGAGAUUUUAAAGGCUUUCUCUGGGGCUUACACCCCCGAAAUACAUAGACAUCAACAAGACAUCGAAAACCAACUCUUAAUAAAGGUUUAAAGGGUGGCGAUGGGACGUUUUAAAUGGUUCUUUUCCCAAAAUACAUAAAAACAAGACAUCAAACACCAACAGGGGUUAAUGCAGAUUUAAAUGGAUGGUUAUGGGAGAUUUUAAAGGCUUUCUUUGAAGUAAAACACAAUCAACAGGUAUUAAAGAAGGUUUAAAGUCCAGUCCAGACCAAAGAUUCACAACGAGACCGUUUUAGAGUGUUCAGACCCCAGCGCUCCCUGUAGCUGAAGUUAGUCAGUAUUUCAGAAAAAUUAAGGUUUAGGCCAUUUUAGUUGUUGAAACUUAGGGUAGGGUUGGUACUACAUAAAAAGAAAAACUGUUUUUUGUUUUCUGUUCUUUCAUUUACCAUGCUAGCGUCUUGGUUUCUCUUGUCACUAGUUUUUCCUUUUAAAAAAACAAAACAAAGGUGUAUUUGACUGUCCAGUCACAAACCCUAAGUUUGUUUGACAGACAAGGCUUCUACCGCCUCCUUAUGCCAGCGCCAUCUUGGCUCAAAAUUCCAACACCACUCUGUAUCUUCCUGUUUUGACCAGCACACAGUGACAACAUUAAAAAUGUGGGCUGUGAUCAGUCAUCACAGAGAUCGGUGGGUCCUGAGGCUAGACCAGUUGAGAACCAAACAAACCUCUCUGGAACAACCAGAGAUGGGACACCACGGUUUUUGAAAAGGUAGAAUGUCAAUGCUAGAGAGUAGCUCACGAUCACUGUCCUCAUUCAGAUUCACACUCUAUGAGUUCUACACAGAUAGAUAGCCAGGAGCAGGAAAGAGACUGGAGCAUGGGCAGUGGUUGCCAUGGAAACGGCACUUUGCAGCAGUGGGAACUGACGUGAACCUCUGGUCUGAACUGGACUCCAACAGUUGAAAAGUCUUGAACCACUUUAUAAAAACUAGCAGUGAUGAAACCUAGAACUAUGUCCCUCUGAGUGCGUUGGUACCUUUAGGACGCCUCAGUCAUGUGAUCCGUGUAAAUAUUUCAGAGGUCGUAAACAAACACGCUCAGUCAGGUUUCUGAAUCUGCAUAACUCUGACGGCACUUUAUGAAAACGGCGCUCUCAGGGCGUGUCAAAGAUGACAGAAGAGCUCUCUUUAGUGAUGUCAACCACAAUGACAGGUCUGUCUUUAGACAGGCGUUACCAUAGCAACGGCAUCAACAGAUGACAUCAUUUCCUUUAAUGAGCAUGCUCCGUGUGUCCCUCAACGGUUAGCUUUGCUGGUUUUUAUUCCUGUAAAUAUUUCAGUUACUAAUUUAAUCUUUUUACUGUGAAUGCUUCAGUUUC
Molecule: messenger RNA, 2763 nt
Organism: Cheilinus undulatus (humphead wrasse)
Lineage: Eukaryota; Metazoa; Chordata; Actinopteri; Labriformes; Labridae
Gene: nat16
Product: N-acetyltransferase 16
Exons: 5
Coding region: 100-1107 (335 amino acids)
Molecular function (GO): acyltransferase activity, transferring groups other than amino-acyl groups
Source: RefSeq, a predicted model, not a curated record